AUGUACGUGAAAUUAAGAAGACUGCUUUUGCGAUCAACAACUUCCAGAACAAUAAAUCAAGAAACAAAGGAACAAAACUCACCUAACGACAGCGAUAACGAUUACACACCAAACACCAAAAAGAAAUCCGUCAGACCUAAAAAAGAAAGAAAACAUGUGAAAGACUCGAAAAAGGACGAAGAUCAGAACAAAAUUUGGUCGUGCAAAAAAUGUAUGGAGGAGUUUCCGACUUUAAGAAAAUUGCGGGCUCACAGGAAGAUGCACAAGGCCAACGAUGAAGAGGAGCAUACGUAUAAAUUUGAUCACAUUCAGGAUUUAUAUAUUUGCAAUACGUGUUCGGCGGAGUAUCAGGAGAAGCACGAAAUUGAGAAGCAUAUUAAGAUUCAUAAUGAAAACUUCGAAUGUAAAAUUUGUCAUGAGAAGUUUCAGAAAGCUUACAGUUAUGCCGUUCACAUUGUUACUCAUACAGAUGAUAAAACUUUCAGAUGCCCAAACUGCAGCUAUUCAACAACCAAGAGGACAGGUUUAUUAAUUCACAUUAAUUAUGUUCAUCUAAGGAAAUUUUACUAUGUAUGUAACACUUGUGGCAAAGGUUUUAAUGACAUUGUCCUAUUCAAGGAACACGAUAAUGAACAUUUAGGUUUGCGUCCUUUCGUCUGCAUUGUUUGCAACAAAGACUUUGCUUACUCAAGGUAUCUUCACACCCAUCAAGUUAGAAACCACAGGGUUAUGAUAGAUGGGGAGUUGCUUCCCAAUCAAUGUACAUUUUGUCAUAAAAUUUUCAGUAAGUUAGUCACAUUGGAAAAACACAUGACGGACAGACACUUCAAGAACAAACCGCACGAAAAGAAGCAUCUGUGUGACACAUGUGGCAAAGGGUUUGCGCAGAAGAACAAGCUGCGUGUCCACUACAGGACACACACCGGCUACAAACCGUACAGCUGCAGUUACUGUGCCAAAGCGUUUACCAAAAAGGACUACUUAGUAAUGCACGAGAGAAUCCACAGUGGCGAGAAACCCUACAGUUGCGAGUUUUGCGGGCGUUGUUUUAGCCAGGGUGCACCUUUAAGAAUCCAUGUGCGCAGCCACACUGGUGAAAGGCCUUUUAUUUGCCAAAUUUGUAAUGCCGGAUUUACGUCGAGGGGUGCCUUGAACAUGCAUUGCAAAAAUUGUACUGGAGGAGUUUAA
Aethina tumida (small hive beetle) is the source of this 1188-nucleotide messenger RNA. RefSeq names its product zinc finger protein OZF. The record is from RefSeq and is a predicted model, not a curated record. The coding region runs from base 1 to 1188 and encodes 395 amino acids. NCBI's taxonomy places the organism in Eukaryota, Metazoa, Arthropoda, Insecta, Coleoptera, Nitidulidae. The transcript is spliced from 2 exons.